AUGGGUGGAAAGGUCUGGACGUUCCCGGAAGAGAAGUACUUCUGGCGUGUCGCCGUGGCAAGCUCGCCGAAGCGUGCCGGCAUUGACCGGGCCAAGGCCGAGAAGCCUUGGGACCAGCUCGCUAGUGAAAUGCAGCGAGCCAUGGGCCACAAGGCCAAACGUACCUAUAGCGGUACUAUGCUCUUUGAGCACUAUUUCCAGAAUGUAGAAAGUCAGCGGUGGUCUCCGCAUGCAGCCCAAUUUGUCAAUGAGCACCUGGGCAAGCUCGGCCAGGCCGGUCGACGAGGACGUGGUGGCCGGUCCCGUGCUGCCACCAUGCAGCGACCCAUAGCGGCUCUCAACGCCGCCAUCACUGCGCAGACUGCUGCGAUCACCGGCAACACUGUCACCCACACUGCCCAGGCGGUUGCCCUCACCACUGCGGCUGCCCGAGCCCGCGCUGACAUUGCCGCUACGUCUGCUGCCCUUACCACUGCCGCUGCCCGAGCCCGAGCUGACGCGGCCGCUCAGGCGGUCAUGUCACUCAGCCGACCGGUCGCCCCUCGUGGUCCGCGCUUCUUCAACGCGGGCGGCGGAUCUAUCACCUUUGGAUCCAACGUGUCCUUCCAGUUCGGGCCCACUGGCACCCCGACUGUGACCUCGAGAGCCCCCCCUACGAGCACCAAGUCCGAGGAACCUUGCCUCUUCGUCGAGGAUGACGAGAAGGCCGAGGAAGAUAUGAAGGACGAGAAGACCGAGGAGGAAGACCUCGAGGAUGAGGAUGCCGACGUUCGCAUCUACGCCACUCGCAAGGUGGCCUCCAAGCAGGGACGUGGCGGAGCUCGUGACCAGUAG
Molecule: messenger RNA, 834 nt
Organism: Anthostomella pinea
Lineage: Eukaryota; Fungi; Ascomycota; Sordariomycetes; Xylariales; Xylariaceae
Source: the annotation of a GenBank genome assembly